UUUAAGUCCACUGAUAAAACUACAUGCAUUUGACAGCCGGAAAAUAUUUUUGGACGUUGCAAUGCAACUAACGCUUUAGGUCGCAAGAUGUCAGUGUAAACCUAGAGAAAGACUCGUGACGUCAAAUGGCUGCUCAUGGGUUUUUGUUCCGCCUUCUCAGUUUAUUCGUGUGUUUUCUCAUUUUCAGCACCGGUUCUGUAAGAUUUGUCAGGAUUGAGAACAGCGUCUUUCUAUUGUCUGAAUUGUUUUCAGCAUAACGUGAGCAACGAUGGAGCUAUACAACAAAUAUUUAUAGAUUGAUCUUGAAAUUGCGUUGGAAGAGAUUUCUGUAAAAUAGGAAAAAUGGAACAAAGAAGAUGCUCUCAUCAGCUGGAGCUGAAUGCAAAACUCGCUUUCAUUGCUGUAUCGCUGUUGUUUGGGAGAGCAGUUUGGGGACAAACACGGUACACGAUCUUGGAGGAGCAGAAGGACGGAGCUGCUGUAGGAAAUAUCGCGAAGGAUUUAGGUAUUGAUCCCAGAACACUAAAGGAGAGGGGAUUUCGCAUCGUUUCGACCACAGGCGAGUCAAUGUUCAGUUUAAAUCAGAAUGAUGGCGUCUUGUAUGUGAACGGUAAAAUAGAUAGAGAGGAGGUGUGUGAGGGAAGCACCCCGUGUUUAAUCAAUCUGAAAAUCGCUUUAGAAAGCCCAUUAGAAAUCCACUAUGUCACUGUAGAGAUAUUAGAUGUAAACGAUCACAGUCCACAGUUUCCCGAGAAUGAAAAGCGUCUGGAAAUUGGGGAAUCUGCUUUGCCAGGCGCGCGAUAUCCGCUACAGGCAGCGCGAGAUCCAGACAGUGGAAGCAAUUCGGUUCAGACCUACAAACUCAGUCACAACGACCACUUCCGACUUGAAAUUAAAGAUCGAGAAGAAGAUGGUAAAAUUCCUAUUCUGAUUUUACACAAGCCACUUGACAGAGAAGAAACGAAAAACAUAAAAUUAGUAUUAACUGUUUUUGAUGGGGGGAGACCUCCUAAGUCUGGCUCAAUAGAAAUAUUUGUUGAUGUACAGGAUAUAAACGAUAAUGUACCUGUUUUUACGAAAGAGGCUUACACUGUUGUUUUGAAUGAAAACGCACCUGUGGGCACAACAAUUGUACAGGUUAAUGCCACUGAUUUGGACGAGGGUCAAAAUGGAGAGGUCGUUUAUGCAUUGGGAAAUAAUGUCAAUAAUAAUUUACGCAGAUUUUUUAAAGUAAAUUCAAUCACUGGGGAAAUAAUUUUGACCGAUCGUUUGGAUUUUGAGAUGAAGGAUAAAUACGAGAUUGACAUACAAGCAUCUGACAAAGGAAUUGUUCCUCAUGCGACGGAUAAAAGUGUAAUCAUAAAAGUCGUCGAUGUAAAUGAUAAUGCACCGGAAAUAGAGGUCACAUCAUUUUCAAGCUCCAUUCCAGAAGAUUCCAGACCUGGUACCACAGUGGCUUCGAUCAGCGUCACCGAUUUAGACUCAGGGCUCAAUGGAAAAAUCUCUUGUUCAAUAUCUGAUGAUAUACCUUUUAAACUAAUGCCGUCAUCACACGAAAAUAUUUAUUCUUUAGUUACCUCUGGAUUACUUGACAGAGAAUCGACAUUUCAAUAUGACAUAACAUUAGUUGCAAAAGAUGCGGGACAACCAUCGCUGUCUACUAUUAAAACUAUAACAACUCUGAUAUCAGAUGUAAAUGACAAUAUUCCAGAAUUCUCAUUUUCCCCAUAUGCGUUUUAUGUGAUGGAAAAUAAUGUUCCAGGCAAAUUUUUAUUUUCUGUGUCUGCUACUGACAAAGACUCUAAUGAAAAUGCUAUAGUUAGCUAUCAAAUAUGGAGAGAAAGUAGCGAGGAAAAUAAAUAUACGUCUUUCAUUAAUAUUAAUUCUGAAAAUGGGGAGAUUUAUGCGCUUAAGAGUUUUGAUUUUGAAACUGUUAAGACAUUCCAGUUCCAUGUUAUCGCUACAGACUCUGGAUCUCCGUCUCUGAGCAGUAAUGUGACAGUGAAUGUGUUUAUUCUGGAUCAGAACGACAAUGUUCCAGUGAUCUUGUAUCCAGUCAGCUCUAACGGUUCUGCUGAGGGUGUGGAAGAGAUUCCCCGUAAUGUGAACGCAGGUCAUUUGGUGACUAAAGUCAGAGCCUAUGACGCAGAUAUAGGAUACAACGGCUGGUUAUUAUUUUCACUGCUGGAAGUUAGUGACCACAGUCUCUUUAGUUUGGACCGCUAUACAGGACAGAUAAGGACCCUUCGCUCAUUCACAGAAACAGACGAGGCCCAGCAUAAACUGCUCAUUCUGGUCAAAGACAAUGGGAACGUUUCUCUCUCAGCAACAGUGACUGUGAUUGUCAAAGUUGUGGAGCCCAAAGAGGCUUUUGCAGCUUCUGAUUUUAAAAACACAGUAAAAGACGAGGAAGAAAACAACGUGACAUUUUAUUUAAUCAUCACUUUGGGCUCGGUUUCAGUGCUUUUUGUCAUCAGCAUCAUCGUGUUGAUUGUAAUGCAGUGCUCUAAAUCGACAGACUAUUCGUCCAAGUAUUUGCAGGAACCAAAUUACGACGGGACUCUGUGUCACAGCAUCCAGUACAGAUCUGGAGACAAACGGUACAUGUUAGUUGGACCCAGAAUGAGUAUCGGCUCUACUUUAGUCCCGGGCAGUAAUGGAAAUACUCUAGUCAUACCAGAUCGAAGGAGGAGAGAUUCUGGAGAGGUAAAAUUGUGAUCUGUGAUGGCUUUUGUGUAUAUUUUGUUUGGCCGAACUGUCCUCUCAUCACCCUCAAAUACAUUCAAAAUAAACAAAUGCAGUAGUUUUUUAAUGUGAGCACAUGAAAAAGACAAGCUGAUCUCUGAUGUAAAAUGGUUCAACAGGCUAAAGGCCCCUGAAUCUGAAUGAUGAGAUAAUGAUAGUUUCAGAACUCAAGGAAUGAACAUAUGUAUGUGUUUACAUACAAUCUGUAUAUAUGUCUGGAGUGAGAGCAAAUCUCUUCAUUAUCUCACUAACUCCAAUGCAGAUUUUGCUACAAAAGAUGCAAGGCUGAAUGUGAUCCUUUUUGGAUAAUGUUUUUUUUUCAUCUAUACGUAUUUCAUCUUACAUUUAUAAAUGUAUGAAAGUAAUGGAGAAAAUCUCUCUCUCUCUCUCUCUCUCUCUCUCUCUCUCUCUCUCACUCACUCAUUUGUUUGUAGCAUUUAUUUCCCCUGACAUUAUCUGUAUUUGUGAAUUUAAAACGUUGUAUUUCUUGAUUGCAUAUGCUUCCAGAUGUGAUGAAAUCAUGUCAUCAUUAACAUUCCAUCACGCUGCACAUUCUGAUUCCCAUUCAUUCUCUGUCUGGU
Messenger RNA from Carassius gibelio (silver crucian carp), 3326 nucleotides. RefSeq names its product protocadherin gamma-A11-like. Gene Ontology annotation, cellular component: plasma membrane. Gene Ontology annotation, biological process: homophilic cell-cell adhesion. Gene Ontology annotation, molecular function: calcium ion binding. Lineage: Eukaryota; Metazoa; Chordata; Actinopteri; Cypriniformes; Cyprinidae. The coding region runs from base 343 to 2718 and encodes 791 amino acids. The record is from RefSeq and is a predicted model, not a curated record. The transcript has 2 exons.